This is a messenger RNA of Aspergillus tubingensis, 216 nucleotides long. RefSeq lists its product as uncharacterized. NCBI's taxonomy places the organism in Eukaryota, Fungi, Ascomycota, Eurotiomycetes, Eurotiales, Aspergillaceae. The transcript has 2 exons. The record is from RefSeq and is a predicted model, not a curated record. Bases 1 to 216 code for a protein of 71 amino acids.
AUGUUCUCCACAAGCGAAGACGGCUUUAACCCGCACAUCACACCCAUUGGACUGAUCUGCGUCGUUCAGCAGGCUUUUGCUCAAAGCGAUUAUAGCCGAUGUAGCGAUAUGACCGGAGAGGUGUGGGAACAAGGUCAAGAGACAUCGAAAGCAGAAGAGGAACGCAAAGACGUAGACAGCCGUAACAUCAUCCCAUUUAGGAAGCCUGCAGCAUGA